Molecule: messenger RNA, 1739 nt
Organism: Mastomys coucha (southern multimammate mouse)
Lineage: Eukaryota; Metazoa; Chordata; Mammalia; Rodentia; Muridae
Gene: Fam53a
Product: family with sequence similarity 53 member A
Exons: 7
Coding region: 693-1739 (348 amino acids)
Biological process (GO): protein import into nucleus
Cellular component (GO): nucleus
Source: RefSeq, a predicted model, not a curated record
UGCUUGCGGCGGCUUCCGCGGGCGGGUGCGCGAGCGGACGGCUGACGGCUGGGGCGGCGGUGGCGGUGCGGCGACCAAUGAGGGCGUCCGGAGGGGGCGGGGCGUUGGCUGCGGUUUUGUUCCGCGGUGGCCGAGACGCACCGUCCCCAUGCGCGGAGCGCGGCCUGAGCGGCCGGCGCCUUGCCCCAGCUCCGGAGCCCGGUGCUCGCCCGCCGCGCGGAGAGUGCUCUGUGCCGACGCUCGCCUGCUCAUCUCUAAGAGGUCCAGCCACCGGAACGCCGCGUCCUUGCGCUGUGAGCCCGGAGUCUCCGCACGUCGGCCGGCGCCGCGCAGCCGCACGUCGAGAGCCGGGGGCAUCGCCGCUGCGCGCGGAACACCCUCUAGGGCCGGCCGGCGCUUCUGCUCCUUAAGGAAGCAGGAAGUUUGACGAGAUAUGAUGGUCCCUUAAGGGAAUCCCAAGAGCAGAUCCUCCCCAACGACUUGUGGAAGGUGACUUGGAAGUGUAUUCCGAAGCCACUUUUCUUCGUAGACUGAGGAGACAAAAAGCCCUGAAGAGUCUGGAAAUGGGUCAGCAUCUUUAAGUCAGAGCUAUAACCCUGAGUUUUGGCUCAGACCCAAUGGCUUGAGCCUACUGAUGUCCAGCGUUUGGAAAUCCAGUGCUCAUAGAUGUGGACUAAAGAAGAGCCCCGGCCAUGGUCACUCUCAUCACGGAGAAGCUGCAGAACCAGAGUUUGGAUGACCUUACCCGCAGGGCCUGUGAGGCUGGCCCGUAUUCUGCUGAGAAACUGAACAAAAGUGGCCAUUUGUUCCCUUUGGAGAUUGGCGUGGAUAAAAGUCCCUGGAAGGCCUUACAUGGAGGAUGGCCCACUGGAAGCCAGGCAGCCUCAGGCCCCUUCUCAGUGGGCCCACAUGGUGUGUCUCACACCGAAGGUCUCAAGUGGCAGCUGGAAUCCCCAGGGCCCAUGGAUGCGGGCCGCUUCCUUGACCUCCAUGAGAGCACAGGGCCUCCUACAGCACCACCAACCAAGCGGCACUGCCGGUCCCUGUCGGAACCAGAGGAGCUGGCUCGAUGCCGCUCCCCAUGGCGCCCUGGUAGCUCAAAGGUGUGGACUCCCAUCUCCAAAAGGAGGUGCAACAGUGGCGGGAGUGCCACACUGCAGUGCUGCAGUGGCCUGGGCAACCCUGCCCUGCAGGGCACUCUAGUCCCCGGCCUACCCAGGAGGCCUGUGUCACCUGCUGGCCCUACCUCACCGCUGACACCCCGGCCUGCUUCAGCCAGCAGUGGCUUUGUGGAUGGCAGUGAGGGCAGUACAAGCUCAGGCCCACCCUGGCUUUCUACAGGACCCUGCCCAUUUUCCUCCAGGCGCCGACUGUCCCUCUCACAAGAGCACCUUGUAGAUCCAGGCGCUUGCCUGCCUUCAGCCAGCAGCACCCCCACUUCCACACCUGAGUUAGGCCGGCACCAUGGUCUGCUCCGGUGCCGCUCACAGCCUUGUGUAUUGGAUGGGAGGAGGGUCCGGCGCAAGCGGAGACGGGAGGAGGAUGCCAGGUGGACGCGCCCAUCCUUGAACUUUCUGAAAAUGACACGGACUUUAAAAAACUCCAAGAGCCUUUGCUCCCUGGACUACGAAGAUGAUGAGGAUGACACCCAAACCUCCUGCCUGUCCACGUGGGGCUCAGGUGGAACAAGUCCUGCUGGUGUGGAUCCCAAUUAUAAUGUGGCUCUCACCAAGGCCUGA